Molecule: messenger RNA, 1624 nt
Organism: Drosophila suzukii
Lineage: Eukaryota; Metazoa; Arthropoda; Insecta; Diptera; Drosophilidae
Source: RefSeq, a predicted model, not a curated record
UAAUUGCGGUUUGUCUCCGAUCAACCGCUUACAACUUGAUGGUUUUGAAGACACGACUGAGAAAUGCAAUGCCGAUAAGGAUGCAGAGCCAAAUACAAAAAAAAGAGGUAUCAACAGUAAAAGGAAAAUACCCACAACAUUUUGUAAAGCUUUGGAAACGAUAUGACGAUGAAAAAGGAUCAGAGAAUGACCAUCCUGGACUUUUUGGAGAAAAUCAACUUUUCGUAGUUUUAGAACUACAUUUUGCAGGAAGUGACAUGUCAAAUGUUAUAUUUUUAAACUCGGAACAGUCAUUUUACGCAUUGCAACAGAUUAUUCUGACUUUGGCUGUUGGUGAGGAAGAUUAUCAGUUCGAACAUAGGGAUCUCCAUUGGGGAAACAUAUUGAUUAAAUCUACCACUAAAAAACACAUUUGUUUCAAAUUUAAUAACACUGACUUGAUUGUGGAUUCGAAAGGAGUGAACAUAACUAUUAUUGACUAUACUCUUUCAAGAAUAACCAUUGAUGAAUGCUGCUACUUUAAUGACCUCUCAAAUGAUGAGGAACUUUUUCAGGCAUCAGGAGAUUAUCAAUUUGAUAUUUACCGAAUGAUGCGUAAUGAAUUAAAGAACAACUGGUCAUUAUAUUCCCCAAAAACAAAUAUCCUAUGGUUGUCCUAUAUUAUUGCAAAGCUAAUGGAUAGCGUUAAAUAUAAAAGUAUCAAUUCAAAGGUUCACAGACUGCACAUUAACAAGCUAAAGGAACUGCAAAGCAUUAUACUGACAUUUGAAAGCGCCGCACAUUGCGCGAGACAUAUAUUUAAUUUGUGAGAAGCGAACAAAGAACAUUCUUUUCCGUAUGAAGUUUAAGCUUAUCUUGGAACACAACCUAUCAAAGUACUCAUGUAUGGAGACGUCUUGUUGAUGCUGACAGAUAGACGAGAAACGGAGCAAUAAAUUUAUUCACAUUUGAAGAAGUAGAGAAACAUUAGACUCCCUUUAAAUAAUCUUAACAAAUACUAAAAAGUAUAACACAUCAAAAAAAGUCUUGCAAAAAGUAUUGCUUUAUUGUGGAUUGAGCAGUCCACUUGGAAGGCCAAACAGAAAAUAAGAGCUGAAAAUCGAAAUGAGGGAAAAGUAAAGAUUAGCGAGUUUCUAAUCCCAAUUGCAACAUACACAAUAAGAGAGAAUGGGAAGACUCCUUUCAUGUCCAGUUCUACCAUUUAAAUAUCGAAGAAUUUAAAGGCGUGCUGAAUGACGUGCUACGAACGAUGAAAUCUCGGAAACUACAAGAGCUAGAAUGUUAGGAUUAAGAAUGUAGAUUCUAUAUGUUCUUGCUCAGCGCAAGUGUACUUCAGAUGGGUGCCCACAUUUGUGGCGCGCACAUUUUUAAAGGUACAAUUUAAAAUAUUUUUCAUUUUUAUAUUAUUUUGCUUGUCUAUACCUACCGGAACCCGAAUAUUGUUCUAACCGUACUAUUAUUUAAUAGGUAAACACAUUACGCCCGUAUCUAGAAAGAACUUCGUAUGUGACGAUACAAAUACAAUUUCUGAAACCAUGUGUUCUUAACCUUUUUUGCCUCUAGCAGCUGAAAUCACAAAGAGGCAUAUCUUAAACUUCCAAAUAUCAAGAAUGUUUAAAAAAAA